Messenger RNA from Spodoptera exigua (beet armyworm), 2600 nucleotides. The record is from the annotation of a GenBank genome assembly. NCBI's taxonomy places the organism in Eukaryota, Metazoa, Arthropoda, Insecta, Lepidoptera, Noctuidae.
AAAAACUUGAAAACGUCAGUAUUCGCUAAAAAGGCCACUAUUGACUUGGCCAUUUUUCAUAAUGAUAUUUAUUAUAAUACAAAGUUAUUGAUUUUUAUCACAAAGGUGUUGGUAAAAUAAGUAUAGUGUAUAGUGCAAUAAGAUUCUAAGGUUGUACAAAAUAAGUUGUUGUUAAAAGUUACUGCCAUAGUAACAUAAGUUGUGAAUUUUCUCGAUAGAAAAAUAUGUUGAUGAUAAACUAGUUAUUAUACGAUAAAUAAAUUAAAAUGGAACGUCAAUUCGAAGUAGAAGUUAAAAUAGAAAGUGUUGAUUCAAGAAAGGAUCCUACCUCAUUUUUACCCGAGGAGCCGAUGUCUUAUGAAAUUAAGAAGAAAAAGAAAAAGAAGAAAAAGCAACAAGAAGACCCUUUCAAAGAUAUUGAUGAUAAGGUUGAUAUAAAAAUGGAACCUCUCUCUUUGUUGGAUCCUGAAGUUAAAAUUAAGGUUGAAGAUAUUGAGGUGCAGUUAGAUUUUAAUGAUUUUGCUGACAGCAGUGGUCUGAUGGUUGAGGGACCUCACAGCGAAGACAGUCAGGAGCCAGCCGUGAAGAUCGAACAACAAAAUCAUGAAGCAGUUCUUCUUACAUUUGAAAGCGUCAUGAACGAAAGAGCACAGCUCAUAGACCAAUCUGAUAUGUUCCCUAACAGCCAAGAUUUGCCUAUCCAACAAGCACCCAGUCAUGUCUGCAAGGUCUGCCAUCUAGUCUUUCAAUCAAAGAAAACUCUUCGAAUGCAUCAGAAGAGGAAACACCAAUCCUUCAGAAAAUCAUUUAAACACAUCUGCGAUUACUGCGGCAUGUCUUAUGAAAUGAAGAAUAGUUUAGUUGCUCACAUCAAGAGGAAACAUGGCCCGAACUCCAUGCCGGACGACAGAGAAGAACGGACUUGUGAAAUAUGUGCUCUAGUCUUCAAAGGAAUGACCCGGUUAAGAAUGCACAUGAGAAGAAAGCAUGGAGCCUUCCAAGAAUCCUUCAAACAUGUCUGCGAAGACUGUGGCUUAACUUAUGAUAAGUACAGAAGUUUAAUAGUCCAUAUACAACGCAAACAUUCUAAUUGUAAAAAACCAGAAAUCAACCAAUGGUACAACUGUCCGUUCUGUCCAAAAAUAUUUACGAAAAGAGAAUCUUAUGCAAGACACGUGCAGAGAAAACAUCACGUUGCCGAUGAAGAUAUCAAAAGUGAAAAUAGAGAUGAGUAUUUGGAGAACUGCAAGAAUGAGGAAACUGGUGAGAUUACUUGUAAAGAAUGCCCCCUAGUCUUCUCUUCUGUCAACUUCUUGAAACUGCAUAUGAGGAGGAAGCAUAAUGCUUUGAAAGAAGAUUUCAGAUUAAAGUGUCGGAUUUGUAAUUUGUCUUACGAUAAAAUUGAGAGUUUGAAGAGGCAUGUGAGACGAAAACAUGACAAGCGGUCUCACUGCGAAGUGUGCAAUAAACAGUUUGAUACCCGAGAGCUGUAUCUGAACCACUCUCAUACAAAGGAAGUUAAAGAAUGUAAUAUUUGCGGCAUCUUAUUGGCGUCGCGAGGAGGUUUAGCCAAACACUUAAGGUGCACACACAAAUUGGACUCACCGAAGACCGUCUUCUGCAACUUAUGUAACGAAGGAUUCCACGAUAAACGACAGCUGAAGCCGCAUUUCAUGAAAGUGCAUUUAAAAGUGUCGUACACAUGUCGAUAUUGUAAGAAAAUUUUCAAAGCUAAGGAGAGUUAUAGACGACACAUAUUUAUUAAGCAUCCGAAUGCAAAUCAUUUGAACAAUCAGGCACAGAAAUGUGAACAAUGUAGUGAGAUGUUUAAGGACGAAUUUGAUUUGUGUAAGCAUAUAAAUAUGGUGCACGGAUCAGAGGAUAUAGGUAAGGAUGAAAAAGAGGUAGAAAUUAAAAGAGAGGAUCAAGAUAUAAAAGAUAGCUUCCAGUGCACCAAGUGCCCGGAUACCUUCUUAACAUGGGAACAGCUGAAGUUGCAUCACGAAGCGAACCAUCACAGCAUACAGGAGACUCAAUGCCAGAUCUGUGGGGAAAUUCUUCCCGGUUACGAGUUACAAAAACAUAUAAAAGCUCUUCACACAGAUACAGAGAUGCAUUGUAAAUAUUGUGAGUUUAAAACGAAUAUUAGAGUUAGUUUGACACAACAUAUGUUGAGACAUAAGAACGCUGAGACGUUGAAUUGUGAUUACGCUGGGUGCAGGUACAAGACGUUUUAUGAAGGUGCUAUGGAGAAGCAUAAGAGAAAACAUGCUGACCAAGGAGUGAAACUGCAAUGCACCCAGUGCCCCUUCCAGACAAUGAACAAAUACAUUUUGAAAUACCACGAAGAAGCUCACGAAACAGGGAAAAAGCGAUAUAUGUGUGAUCAAUGCGACUAUGCCACGAUAUUACCCGCCAAUCUUGUACAACAUAAAUAUAAACAUUCUACUGAGAAAAGGUUCAAAUGUGAAGUAUGUCCGUUCGCAACGAAAUAUAAUACAUCACUGCGGUUCCAUGUUAGGAAAAAACACUGUGAUCUCCCGACAUUCAGUUAAAUAUUAAUGUUUUUUAUUAUUAUUAAAAUAUUUGGUGUUAUGAUA